This is a messenger RNA of Tupaia belangeri chinensis (Chinese tree shrew), 2631 nucleotides long. RefSeq names its product cysteinyl-tRNA synthetase 1 (gene CARS1). Gene Ontology annotation, cellular component: cytoplasm. Gene Ontology annotation, molecular function: ATP binding; cysteine-tRNA ligase activity. Gene Ontology annotation, biological process: cysteinyl-tRNA aminoacylation. NCBI's taxonomy places the organism in Eukaryota, Metazoa, Chordata, Mammalia, Scandentia, Tupaiidae. The record is from RefSeq and is a predicted model, not a curated record.
CUUCCGGGUCAGUGGUUGCAUCAGAUUCUGAGAACUAUCUGUCGCCACAGUCUCGGGUCCGGGGUUCCCAGCGAUGGCAGGUUCCUGCGGGGAGCAGGCUCCUGACUACAGGUCCAUUCUGAGCAUUAGUGACGAGGCAGCCAGGGCCCGGGCCCUGAACGAGCACCUGAGCACGCGUAGCUAUGUCCAGGGGUACUCACUGUCCCAGGCAGACGUGGACGUAUUCAGGCAGCUCUCGGCCCCGCCCGCUGACUCACGGCUCUUCCACGUGGCUCGGUGGUUCAGGCACAUAGAAGCGCUCCUGGGCGGCCCCUGUGACAAAGGCGAGCCCUGCGGGCUCCGAGCAAGUAAAGGCCGGCGAGUGCAGCCGCAGUGGUCCCCUCCGGCCGGGACACAGCCUUGUAAACUCCGCCUUUACAACAGCCUCACCCGGAAUAAGGUCCUACAUCUCUUUUGAUAUCUUGAGAAGAGUGUUGAAGGAUUACUUCAAAUUUGAUGUCUUUUAUUGUAUGAACAUUACAGAUAUUGAUGAUAAGAUCAUCAAGAGGGCCCGACAGAACUACUUGUUUGAGCAGUAUCGGGAGAGGAAGCCCCAGGCAGAACAGCUCCUAGCAGAUGUCUGUGCCGCCCUGAAGCCAUUUUCAAUAAAGUUAAGUGAGACCACGGAUCCUGAUAAGAAGCAGAUGCUUGAACGGAUUCAGCACGCAGUGAAGCUUGCCACAGAGCCACUCGAGAAGGCUGUGCAAUCUAAACUCCCCGGAGAGGAGGUCAACAGCCGUGUGGAGGUAUUGCUGGAAGAAGCAAAGGAUUUACUUUCAGACUGGUUGGAUUCCACGUUUGGCAGUGAGGUGACUGACAAUUCUAUUUUCUCCAAACUGCCCAAGUUCUGGGAAGCAGAAUUCCACAAAGACAUGGAAGCUCUGAAUGUUCUCCCUCCAGAUGUCUUAACCCGGGUCAGUGAGUAUGUGCCAGAAAUCGUGAACUUUGUCCAGAAGAUUAUGGAUAACGGUUAUGGCUAUGCGUCAAAUGGGUCUGUCUACUUUGACACAGUGAAGUUUGCGUCUAGUGAGAAACACUCCUAUGGGAAGCUGGUGCCUGAAGCUGUGGGAGACCAGAAAGCUCUUCAAGAAGGGGAAGGUGACCUGAGCAUCUCAGCAGACCGCCUGAGCGAGAAGCGUUCUCCCAGUGAUUUCGCCCUGUGGAAGGCCUCCAAGCCAGGAGAGCCAUCCUGGCCUUGCCCCUGGGGAAAGGGCCGUCCGGGGUGGCACAUCGAGUGCUCAGCCAUGGCGGGAACCCUGCUGGGAGCCUCCAUGGAUAUUCACGGAGGAGGAUUCGACCUCCGGUUCCCCCACCAUGACAAUGAGCUGGCGCAGUCGGAGGCCUACUUUGAGAACGACUGCUGGGUCAGGUACUUCCUUCACACAGGCCACCUGACCAUCGCAGGCUGCAAAAUGUCAAAGUCGCUAAAAAACUUCAUCACCAUUAAAGAUGCCUUGAAAAAGCAUUCAGCACGGCAGUUGCGACUGGCCUUCCUGAUGCACUCUUGGAAGGACACGCUGGAUUACUCAAGCAAUACUAUGGAGUCAGCGCUCCAGUAUGAGAAGUUCAUGAACGAGUUUUUCUUAAAUGUGAAAGACAUCCUUCGUGCUCCUGUUGAUAUCACUGGUCAGUUUGAGAAGUGGGAAGAGGAAGAAGCGGAACUGAAUAAGAACUUUUAUGACAAGAAGAUGGCAGUUCACGAAGCCCUCUGUGACAAUGUUGACACCCGCACCGUCAUGGAAGAAAUGCGGGCCUUGGUCAGUCAGUGCAACCUCUACAUGGCGACCAGGAAGGCCGCGAGGAGGAGGCCGAACCGGGCUCUGUUGGAGAACAUCGCUCUGUACCUCACCCACAUGCUGAAGAUCUUUGGGGCCAUAGAAGAGGAAAGCACCCUGGGUUUCCCAGUCGGAGGACCUGGAACCAGCCUGAAUCUCGAGGCCACAGUCAUGCCCUACCUUCAGGUGUUGUCAGAAUUCAGAGAAGGAGUGAGGAAGAUUGCCCGAGAAAAAAAAGUCCCUGAGGUUCUGCAGCUCAGCGAUGCCCUGCGGGAUGAUGUCCUGCCUGAACUUGGGGUACGGUUCGAAGACCAUGAAGGACUGCCGACAGUGGUCAAAUUGGUGGACAGAGAUACCUUAUUAAAAGAGAGAGAAGAAAAGAAAAGGGUUGAAGAAGAGAAGAGGAAGAAGAAAGAGGAGGCCGCCAGGAAAAAACAAGAACAAGAAGCGGCCAAGCUGGCCAAGAUGAAGAUUCCACCCAGUGAGAUGUUCCUGUCAGAAAGUGACAAGUAUUCCAAGUUUGAUGAAAAUGGUCUUCCCACACAUGACACAGAAGGCAAAGAACUGAGCAAAGGACAAACUAAGAAGCUGAAGAAGCUAUUCGAAGUUCAGGAGAAGCUCUACAAAGAGUAUUUGCAGAUGGUUCAGAACGGAAGCUUCCAGUAAAGAGGCACAGGUGGACUUUCUGAACUAAGCCUCCAUGGGCUCAUGGCUUCUCUCUGCCUCUGUGACUGCACCCCAAGGCUCCGGUCAUGUUUACAGUCAUCUUCCAGUCCUCAGUUAAGAAUUGUGUCGUGCAGGUUCAUCAUUGGCUCUG